Malus domestica (apple) is the source of this 1155-nucleotide messenger RNA. NCBI's taxonomy places the organism in Eukaryota, Viridiplantae, Streptophyta, Magnoliopsida, Rosales, Rosaceae. The record is from RefSeq and is a predicted model, not a curated record.
UAGAAUUUGCCGAUGCAUGUAAAUUCUGAUCGCUAACAAAUUCAAAUACCAAGAAGCUCAUGAAGGAUUUCAACUGCCAUUUAGAAUGAAGGUGGUGAUGGGUUUGCAAAUUCUCCAAGUGGCGCCACCGCCACCACUCACUUCUUCCUCCACCUCCUCCUCCUCCUCAUCUUCUUCUUCUUGUCGGGUCCAAACCCUCCCACUCUGGCUCAACCAACGCCACUCCCACUGCCGCCACUCACGGCCUCAGCUUGCUCUCCCACCCCGCCACUCGUUCAAAAGAACCACACUCUCACUCGUCGGCAGGAAAGGUAGGAAAUUGCAAGCUUCUUCAUCAUCUUCUUCAACUACCCAACAAGACCAGGAUGACGAAGAAGAAUACGAAGACGACAAAGAAGAUGAAGAAGAUGAAUCGGACCCUGACCCGGAAGACCUCGAAUACGUGGGCCAAAUCAAAAGGGUGUUGGAGCUUCUCCGAAAGAACAGAGACAUGCUUUUCAGUGAGGUUAAGCUCACUGUUAUGAUUGAGGACCUGCGAGAAGUUGAGCGCAGGAGACUCCUCGGCAUUGAAGAUCCUGAUGCCCCUACUAGGGAGGAAUUGGCUGAUGUUCUUGAAGAAGUGAAUGAAGGAAAAAUCCCAAAAAAUCGACUUGCUCUUAAACUGCUGGCUGCAGAAAUGAAUCAAUGGCCUAAUCUAGAGGUUCAGAUUACACCAGCGAAGAAAAAGCCUGGUAAGUCCCUGUAUGCAAGAGCGACCGACACUGGUAUUGAUCUUCAAGAGGCUGCUAAGAGACUGAAGAUUGAUUGGGAUACAGCUGCUGAGAUUGAUGAUGGUGAUCUUAAAGAUGAAAAUGAAGUGCCGUCGGUUUUGGGCUAUGGAGCACUGUACUUAGUCACAGCUUUCCCCGUCAUUAUUGGUGUAUCAGUGGUAUUAAUUUUGUUUUACAAUUCACUCCAGUAGAAAUCUUGUCUCGCCGUCAUAUUUCACUGUAAAAAUAUCAUUCCUUGCAAUAUACCGAAUACCGUUCUGAUCUUCACAUGAGUUUUGUACGUCUAAAUGCUAAUUAGAAAUAUCAAAUAUCAUGUAAGAAUCUUGUAUCUGGUGCUAUUGUAUAUGGUGUUAUGCAAGCACAUCAGAUCUUGUAGUUUAUUUUA